Carassius auratus (goldfish) is the source of this 3978-nucleotide messenger RNA. Its product is annotated as ADP-dependent glucokinase-like. The record is from RefSeq and is a predicted model, not a curated record. NCBI's taxonomy places the organism in Eukaryota, Metazoa, Chordata, Actinopteri, Cypriniformes, Cyprinidae. Gene Ontology annotation, cellular component: endoplasmic reticulum. Bases 315 to 1817 code for a protein of 500 amino acids. Gene Ontology annotation, biological process: glucose metabolic process. Gene Ontology annotation, molecular function: ADP-specific glucokinase activity. The transcript is spliced from 8 exons.
CCAACAAACAUUUACAACGUUAAACACUGACAAUAGCAGGCAUUUGGACUUUUUUUUGCAUUUUGUAACAUAAAUUAGCUCUUCGUUUUAAUUUAAUUUGUAAUUUUAUCUCCGAUCCCAAUAAGAUUUGUUUUGAACACUUACUAAUCGAUGGCGUGACAUGUAAGAGUGGAGCGGCUAGUCACUAACUGAGAGACUUUCCUCAAGCGAUAUCUCAGAAGGGUGACACAACUCAACUUCACCACAUACACACUCUCUUUCGUGUCGUCUGCGAGUAUCUUUUGUCAGGCCGUGUGUGUGUGUGUGUCGAGGUCAUGUGGAGGAAGGCCGUGCUGGUGGCGCUGCUGGCGUUGGGGAUGGGGUAUCUGUACCACACUGACCCGGAGCUGCCGGCCCGUGUGCUGAACUACGUCAGUGAAUCUCUCCCGCAGAUGGAGCCGAGUGACAGCUCCGAGCCCCGCCCCCCGACGCUGGAGGAGGCCAUCGCACGCGCCUGGCAGACCCUCAUCACGGCUCCGGCCCGACGCUGGGCGAGAGUGGCAGUGGGGGUGAACGCUUGUGUGGAUGUGGUGGUGUCCGGGGUGGGGCUCCUGCAGGCGCUCGCUCUCGAACCCGGAUCCGGCAGAGACCACGGGGUGCUACACAGCAAAGAGGACCUGAAAGAGGCCUUCAUCCACUACAUGGGGAAGGGCGCUGCUGCAGAGCGCUUCUUCUCAGAUAAGGAGGUUUUUCAAAGGAUCGCACGGGCGGCUGCUGAAUAUCCCGGCGCUCAGCUUUAUGUUGGUGGAAAUGCUGCUCUUAUUGGCCAGAAACUGGCGUCUAACCCAGAACUUGUAGUCCUCUUAUGUGGUCCGGUGGGGCCGAAGCUUCAUGAAAUGCUGGAUGAACAGAUCAUAGUGCCACCAGAAUCUCUGCAGGAGAUGGAUGAGUUCCACCUGAUCCUGGAGUACAAGUCAGGUGAACAGUGGGGUUCCUCGAGAGCUCCUCAGGCUAGCCGCUUCAUCCUGUCCCAUGACGUGUCCAACGGUGAAAUGAGCACGCUGGAGACAUUCGUGGCCAGUCUGGACGAGUUCCAGCCGGAUCUGGUGGUUCUGUCCGGACUGCAUAUGAUGGAAGGAAUGGGCCGGGAACUUUGGGAGGAACGACUGAAAGAGGCGGUGGUGGCCAUCUCAGACGUGAGGAACGAGGUGCCCAUCCACCUGGAGCUGGCCAGUAUGACGGACAGAGACUACAUGAACCUGAUCCUGCAGGAGCAGGUCUUGCCCAUCGUGAACUCCAUCGGUCUGAACGAACAGGAGCUGCUGUUUUUGACUCAGUCCGGAGGUGGACCUCACGCUGACCUCACUUCCUGGGACGGCAUCCCCGAUGUGGGCCGCGUCAGUGACAUCCUGCUCUGGGUCCUGGAGCAGCAGGGCCGGGCGGACCCAGAAUCUGAAGCCGACCUGACUCGGAUCCACUUCCACACGCUAGCGUACCACAUCCUGGCUACGGUGGACGGCCACUGGGGAAACCAGGAGGCGGCGGUGGCCGCGGGCGCCCGUGUGGCCAGCAGUCAAGCCUGCGGUCUGCAAGCGGUAGAUGUCACGAAGGUGGUCCUCAAGGCACCGCUGAGCUUCUACAGCUCCUUCUCAGAGCCGAGGAAGAGUCUAACGGUGGACCCGACCCGACCGGUCACCGUGUGGCGCAGAGGAAACGUUUCAUUCCAUCUCACACCGGUCCUGGUGUGCAAACAGCCUCUGAGGACUGUGGGAUUGGGCGACGCCAUUUCAGCUGAAGGCCUUCUGUUUUCAGAGGUCACGCCUCAGCCUGAGCUCUAAGAGACGCCUCUCAUUCAUCCUUUUGAUGAUAUGUCCUCAACAUUAGGUCUUAAAGCUGGGGAAACAGACUUAGGGGGAAUCAAACGAAGGGAUGUUUUUCAGAGCAAAACAAGUUUGAGGUGCAGGGCACUCUUUGUUUUUUUUUUUUGGUUGCUACUUUUGUCUAAAAUCACAUUGUGAAAGACGGCACUGAACGUGACGACGUGAGCCAGGUUCUUUAAACAAAGAUGAACAUUCUGUCAUAAUUUGCUCACCUUUAAACCUAAACGACCUUCUUUAUUACAUUAGAAAUUGUCCAGAAGUCAAACUCCGUUUUCGGUGAGUAAAUGAUGACAGAACUUUUUUAAAACUAUAAUAAGAGGAGAUCAUACUCUGGUUAACAGGUGUACAAGACCUGCAGCUGCUAUUGGGACGAAUGAAAGCGAACGAGAGAAUGAUUUUAGAGUCUUAAACGUCCCAAAUCUCCAUUGUACUUCCAAACACUCCUUUAUUUGGGUUAUGAAUGUUAAUUAGUAGCAGAACCGGAAGCCCAUCAGGUUUACCAGGUUUAUCCAGUGAUGCAUUAUUUUUCCCUUAAGCUAAGUAACAUUAAGUUCUUAUGGAAGCAUAUUACUGCCACUGAAUAAAAACUAAAAAAGUAAUUGCGACUUUUUUUCUCUGAAUUGCGAGAUAAAGACAGAAUUUUGUGAUAUAAAAUCGCAGUUUUGUGGAAAAAGUCAGGAUUUGCAAGAUAUAAACUGCCAACUACGAAAAAAGUCAGAAUUCCGAGAUGUAAACACGGAAUCGUGAAAAAAAAAAAGUCAGAAUUCCGAGAUGUAAACACGGAAUCGUGAAAAAAAAAAGUCAGAAUUCCGAGAUGUAAACAUGGAAUUGUGAAAAAAGUCAAAAUUCUGAGAUGUAAACACUGAAUUGUGAAAAAAAGUCAGAAUUCCGAGAUGUAAACACAGAAUUUUGAAAAAAGUCAGAAUUCCGAGAUGUAAACACGGAAUUUUGAAAAAAGUCAGAAUUCCGAGAUGUAAACACAGAAUUUUGAAAAAAGUCAGAAUUCCGAGAUGUAAACACGGAAUUUUGAAAAAAGUCAGAAUUCCGAGAUGUAAACACAGAAUUGUGAAAAAAAGUCAGAAUUCCGAGAUGUAAACAGGCAAUUACCUCUUUUCAUUUUUUAUUCACUGGCAGAAACACGCUUCCUUAAGUUCUCUUAACAUAAUGAAAUUAAAAACAAAUGAUUCCUGGGUCAAUCUAAAGUCAAAAUAAUUCCUUAAUAUUAGUUAAUAGUUUAGAUCAUCAGUUUACCUCUCGGGAUUGUGGCCAUCAUUUACUGCACAUAUGAUUAAAUACCAUUCAUUAUUCUCGUCUUAAUCUUAAUGUUCUUCAAGAUGGGAAUCUAGCUGUAGGUUUUUGUAAAUUGGAGCCAGCAUUAUUUGUAUAUAAUAAGAGAAAUGGUAAAUAUUUCCCAUUCGUUCUGGUUUGGUCUGUAUGUAGUGUAGGUGGCAUUAAUGACGACUGUUGUGAUUUAUGAUGCUUCCUGUUUUUAAAGGUUACACAUAAUGAAUCUGUCAUUUAUUCUUAUGAGUCAUGAAGUUACCAUGUACCAUCCAAACACUUCUGACGUAUGAUUUUUAUUGUUUUAUUUGAGAUGUACUAAUUAAUCUCUGUGAAUUAUCAUCUGUCUUAAACCAGCAUUAAACCCAUUUUGAGGCUUUUUAACUAAUGCAGUUUUAGAAAUGAGCCACGAAUGGUUUUAUGAACACUUUUCACACAAUUGUGUUUGUGUUUCCUGAAUGAGGCAAUAACUGUGAGAAAUGCCUCGGAUCAUGAACCUCAUGGAUCAUGUUUUGUACUGUAUUUCUGUAACACUACAUUAUUGAUGCUGUUAGUUUCUCAAACCAACAAAAGAGGGGACUUGAAAGGUUUUCUUGUUCAGAUGCUGCAAACGUUGAGUCGUGGUGUGAGAAACUAACAGAAAGUUCACAUUCAUGAAACUUAUUUUGACUAGAUCAAAUGUUUUAGGGUUCUAGUUUGCACACGUGAUUAUGCAACAAAGUCUUUAAGAGUUACUGGGCAAAACGUCCUUCAAUCAUAAAUGUUGAGACUAGAAAUAAUAGCUCUGUUAACUUGAGUAUGGAAUAUUUUUAUAUAAAUUAAACACUUCUGUACUGGA